Messenger RNA from Uranotaenia lowii, 4506 nucleotides. RefSeq names its product semaphorin-2A (gene Sema2a). NCBI's taxonomy places the organism in Eukaryota, Metazoa, Arthropoda, Insecta, Diptera, Culicidae. Gene Ontology annotation, biological process: negative chemotaxis; axon guidance; negative regulation of axon extension involved in axon guidance. The record is from RefSeq and is a predicted model, not a curated record. Bases 1921 to 4023 code for a protein of 700 amino acids. The transcript is spliced from 16 exons. Gene Ontology annotation, molecular function: semaphorin receptor binding; chemorepellent activity.
GUUGUUGUCUGUGAUUAGCCGAUGUCGUGUUUUCUGCACCGCGUUUACUCUUGGCAGAGGAUCUCGGUCGGUUCUCGUUCUCAUUUUCGGUUCUCGGUCAGCGAGAUUUUCGUCCUAAUUGACAGGUUUUAUUUUCGGAACAAUUGUGUUGUGUUGUGCGCUGCCUAUUUUUAGAACUGCAUUUGAAAAGUGGGUCGAUUGUGUGGGCCAAUGAUAACGGGAUUUUUAGUAUAGUUGACCGAAUAGAAUAUAAAUCGAUUGAUGAAGUGUAUACGGUUGUUAAUUGGCUCUCGUUCCGGGACAGAGUGCAGCCGCCCCUGGAAACUCUUUUGGCCAAAGGGAGGACUCGAUUAGUCGUUUCCCGUGUGCUCUCCGGCAAGACGAAACGCAGGACUCUCAUCGGUGGUUAGUCUGGUUUUGCUUGCGAUCCGUGUUACAAAUAGUGCCCGAUAACGUUGCGUCCAUUUCCAGCAGGAAUUAUUCAUUGAACUGUGCGCUUCCGAGUGUUAUUGGUUAAAUUUCAAGGACGGUUGUGAAAGUGGAAAGUGUAUCGUUAAAAUGUGGCUCCAAACGAAAGAAGUCGUGCAAAUCUUUGAAGAUCAAUUGCAUUGAAUCCCUUUGAAGCGGUGAAAAACCAUUGUACUUUAGUUCAAAUCAACCACCCCACCCCCAAUUUCGUGAGUCGGAUUGGAUUGGGUGGAUUCCGGAGGAAAACUCACACUGAGAGAGAAUCGUUUUUCCCAUUCUCUCCUUCUCUCCCACUCUCUUUUUUGGCACCGGAAGGCUCUCGAGCACGUUCUUGACGAGUACUACAUCCUGUAGUUUAGGCCAGCAGCUGUGUAAUCAAACCUAAUGAUCCUUGGGCUAUCUAAAUAGUGCAUCUCAGUGAAUGAAAAGAUACUUAGCCCACACGUCAGGCUCGAAUAAUUUCUGAAAGCAGCUUCAGCGGAACGAGCCUUAGAAAAGCAUUGGGAUAAAAGAACUUUAAAGUUUUAUGGGAGCGAGCGAACGCCCACAUCUUUAACGGAAACCGAACUUGGUCCAGGCUGUGGUGUUAGUGUAAUUUCGACGGUCAUCCUCCAUUGUUUGGAUGUGUGAAAGUGAAAUAUCAACAGAGCCUUGCACACCCUCGCAGCCCACCACCCCAUCAAUUGUGUCGUACGUGGUCUUCAGUCAGUCAGUCAGCCAGAGUGUGGAGAAGAAACGAUGAAAAUGGAAAAGUGAAAACCCCGCCGCAUUCAGGGUUGAGAAGAAACACCACAAACAUUUCCUGGCCCCGGAGCUAGGAGCGCUCCUUGAUUUAGUUCCCUGGUUGUGUGUGUGCGUGCUAGUGUCAACAGCCAGUAGACGUCUGCUUGCUAGGAAGAGCAGCGAGUGCGAGACUCUUUUGUGUGAAGGCAUUUCCUAGGCUAAUAGUGCAAAAACUGUCACGCGUGUUGUUGUUAUUAUUGUUGGCGUUGUUGUUGUUGUUGUGUCGUAACACCAGAGCUCCAGCUCAAUCGUACCCCAAUAUGCCCCAUGCCAGAAGCUGUCGUUGUGCGAUUAUGUGCAUUUAUUGAUGUUUAGAGUGGAAAAUCUCAGCUGGAAGGCAAGAUUACUUACCCAGCCCAGCUCAGCUAGCUAAGCCGCCUUCUUCUUCCAUUACCCCAAAGCCAGUGCAGUGAGCCGUCGUCAAACGGAAAACAACGGCGAAAAAACAGAAGCAGAAAAAAAUCACCCCGGUGGAAAAUUCAUCCUGAAUUGCUGCAAUCUAAAAAUUCCAUCAAGUGCGCUAUUUGCGGGUGGAUUGAUUGAGUUCGUUCGCGUUGAGCGAAAAUACGUGAAGCGUUGCGAUAAUUAAGGGUGCAACCAGAUUCGAAACGCCUGUAAAGGUGAAAAAUUUACGAGUAAGUGAUCGAAAGUGAAGUGACUCUAGUGACGAUGGCAUCCAUUACUAUGAACCUUUUCCUGCUGAUGAGUUUAGUUGGAUUACUAGCAGCAACCCCCGACGCUGUUACAGAGGAACUUCCACCAGACCAUGUCCGGGAGUUCCAGUGCGGGAAGUUUUACUAUCGGACGUUCUACCUGGACGAGGACCGGGAUUCGCUCUACGUGGGAGCAAUGGACCGCGUCUUCCGGUUGAACCUGAAAAAUGUCAGCAUGACAUCGUGCGAGCGUGAUGCAAUCGUGUUGGAUCCGUCCAGCUCUGAUAUUCGUAACUGCGUAUCAAAGGGCAAAAGUGAGAUGUUUGACUGUAAAAACCACAUACGGGUCAUACAACCGAUGGACAACGGCAAUCGACUGUACAUUUGUGGCACCAAUGCGCACAACCCCAAGGAUGUGGUGAUAUACUCAAACCUCACCCAUCUGUCCCGGUCCGAGUUCGUGCCCGGAAUCGGGCUUGGUAUCGCCAAAUGUCCGUACGACCCGCUGGACAACUCGACGGCCAUCUACGUGCACCAGGGCAAUCCGGGAGAUUUACCCGCACUGUACUCCGGCACCAAUGCUGAGUUCACCAAGGCCGACACGGUGAUAUUCCGGACGGAUCUGUACAACAUGACCACCGGCAAGAAGGUGUUCAACUUCAAGCGCACCCUCAAGUACGACUCCAAGUGGCUGGACAAACCCAACUUCGUCGGCUCGUUCGACAACGGCGAGUACGUGUACUUCUUCUUCCGGGAGACGGCUGUGGAGUACAUCAACUGCGGCAAGGCCGUGUACUCGCGAAUCGCCCGGGUUUGCAAAAAGGACACCGGCGGCAAAAACAUCCUGAACCAGAACUGGGCAACGUACCUGAAGGCGCGCAUCAACUGCAGCAUAUCGGGCGAGUUUCCGUUUUACUUCAACGAAAUCCAAGACGUGUACCAGCUGCCCUCGGACAAGAGCAAGUUCUACGCCACCUUUACGACGAGCACCAAUGGGCUGGUCGGAUCGGCCGUCUGUAGCUUCGAUAUCGGAGAAGUUCAUGCUGCCUUUGCCGGCAAGUUCAAGGAACAGGCCACCUCCAACUCGGCCUGGCUGCCGGUGCUCAACUCCAAGGUGCCGGAUCCGCGGCCCGGAACCUGCGUCAACGAUACCUCGACGCUGCCGGACUCGGUUCUGAACUUCAUCCGGUCCCAUCCGCUCAUGGACAAGGCCGUUAAUCACGAGCACAACAACCCGGUCUUCUACAAGCGGGAUCUGGUCUUCACCAAGCUGGUCGUGGACAAAAUUAAAAUCGACAUCCUGAACAAGGAGUACACGGUUUACUACAUCGGCACCAACACCGGGCGGAUUUACAAAAUCGUUCACUAUCUGGCGAAUGGCGAAUCCAAAUCAAAGUUGCUGGACAUCUUCGAGAUUGCCCAGAACGAGGCAAUCCAGGUGAUGGAGAUUAGCCAGACCAGGAAGUCGCUGUACGUGGCUACCGAUUAUCGGGUAAAGCAGGUUGAUCUGGCCAUGUGUAAUCGCCGGUACGACAGCUGCUAUCGAUGCGUCAAGGAUCCGUACUGUGGCUGGGACAAGGAAACCAGCACCUGCAAACCCUUCGAGCUGGAUCUUCUACAGGACGUUGGCAACGAAACGUACGACAUCUGUGACACCAGCGUGCUCAAGAAGAAGAUCAUCGUCACCUACGGGCAGAGCGUCCAUCUGGGGUGCUUCGUCAAGGUGCCGGAGAUUCUGAAGGACCAAUCGGUGACCUGGUAUCAUCACUCGAAGGAGAAGGGUCGCUACGAGAUCAAGUACAACCCGACCAAGUACAUCGAAACGACGGAACGAGGCCUGGUGGUGAUUUCGGUGAACGAAGCUGACGGGGGGCGGUACGAUUGCCAUCUCGGGGGGUCUCUGCUGUGCAGCUACAACAUCACCGUCGAUGCCCAUCGGUGUACGCCACCAAACAAGAGCAACGACUAUCAGAAGAUCUACUCCGACUGGUGCCACGAGUUUGAAAAGUACAAAUCGGCGAUGAAGACCUGGGAGAAAAAGCAAGCACAAUGUUCAUCCAAGCAAAACUACAGCAAUCAACAUCCUAACGAUGUUUUCCAACGCAAUCCCAACGUCUGAUAUCAAGGACCAAAUUUUGACACUUCAACAUCGAAUAGCUUGUCCACUACCUUCGGUAGGGUACUACAAUCAACUAAAUGAACUGUGAUACCCUUAAUGAUCCAAUAAUAAGAGAAAGAAAGAGCGAGAGAGAAUGAAAGAUAAAAGCAAUCUCGAAGUACGACUACAUAUGCUGUGUGUGUGUGAUUGACAAUUUGGAUCAUUGAACAUAACAUUUCCUAAGCUAACCGGAAAUAGUUCAAUGUUAAGGUUACAAUUGUUUUAACAGAAUCACACAGCUAUGGGAAAGAAUGUAAAGAAAAAAAAAAAGAAAAAAAAAUCAAAAAUAAACCCACACACUAUUAGCGAAUUCCAACGAGCUUGCGAACGAUCAUCAUUAUAGAACUUGCCAUCACAUUAUUCAAAUCUCAUACAAAACCCAGGCUUCUCUUUUUUCUAAAAUAAACAAAAAGUCUAACAAAAUUUACAAAAAAAAAAAACAAA